GCUUGUUCGCCUUUCCCCUCCGCGCUGAGGCCAUUUAAGCGCAACCGACAGCCCCCGCGGAGCCCAAUUCCGCGCGCUCCCUGCGCUCCUUCUCCUGAACUGAGCCGGUGUCGUCGAGGCGCCUCCUCGGGGAGGCGGCGGAGGCUGCGCUGCCUAUGGAGAGCCGAGGGGAGGGCGCAGCCGCCUCCGCCGGCGACAUGGCCGCCCUGCACGCCGCCAAGGGAGCGCUGCGAGCGGAGCUGAAGCGCCGCCUGGGAGCCCUGAGCGCCGCCGAGAAGCUGCGCCAGUCGCGCCUCGUGCGCGGCAAGGUGGGUGAGGGCCAGCAAGCCUGUCUCGGGGAAAAGUCUUUUCUGUGGGUUGUUUUUUUCUCCCCUCGCCCCCGGCCAGGCGUUUCCUCAGAGGCCGGCCAACCUGUGUCCCUCAAGGCUCUUUUGCCCUCUUCCCACGCGACGCUGGUUCACCUGCAAUUAGAAAAACGAAGCGGGGAGCGGGGAAAGCCCCUUUCUCCAUGGAACGGCGCGCGCGGCUGCCCGGGAAGCGCAGCCCGUGCGCCCUGGUCCCCCCACCCCCGCGCGCGGGUGUUUAUGAUAGAGACAGAGAGAAAGUGAGAGUGUAAAGUUCCCUCUGGGGGGGAUUCCCUCCCGCCCAGAGAAAAACCCCUCCUUGAGUUGAAUGAGAGCGCUUGCGGUGACGUAAGGGAACGGCCAGCACGUGGAAAGGGGCGGACGCGGAUAUGCCCCUGGAGAGGGUGGGAAGUGAGUUUUUUAUUCGGAAGUGAGGUUGGUAAUGCGUCAUCCCCCGGAAACGUGUGCGUGGGGAGCCCCUGCGGAUACGCAGGCCCCCUCGGAAGUGAGAUGUUCCGUUGAGUUCACUGUGGCUGCUUUCACCCCAAAAAUGGAUUGCUUGUGUUUAUGGAACUGGUUUUUUGUUUAAAAACCUAUUGCUUUUGUUUGUUUCUGUAUUACUUUGAGGGGAUGUUGUGCAAGCCGCUUUGUGACCAUCGAUGGUGAAAAGCUGCCUAAUAAUGUUGGAAAUAAACGCAGCAUUAAAGGGGUUUAGGGACUGCAAACCUUACGCUUUAAAAGAGGGAGCGGGGCUGAGGGCUGAAAUUUUUCUGGAGGCUCGCAUACUCUGGCCUGGCAACCUUUUUCCUUCCCACAUGUGGUGAGAUUGGGUAGAAUUCAGCAGUUGAGGGAGAUGCAUUUUGUGUAUGCUCAGAGGCAGCCUCUACUUUAUUGACACAUCAUGAAUUCAUAGGGUGGAACAUAAUACAUAAAAAACAAAGCUUUGAGCACUGCCGAUGCAAAGUAAGCUGCUUCACCUUUGUGCAGUAUUCAUCAAUUCUGUCAUGCCAUUCAUCAUAUAUCUAUAUUUCAUUUUAAUACAGAACACACAAAAAAUAAAUAUAGAAGUAAACAAAUAUCCAUCACCUCCUAGCAACUAAAAAGGAAAAAAGGAAGAAAAACAAUAAUAUUAAAUAGUUCUUACAAUAUAUUUAACAUAAAAAUGACUUUUUUCCUAUAUAACUGACCUCAUCAUUCAUAACCACCUUCUGUUUCCUUUUCACCCCAUUCUCAUAGACUGAAACUUCCUUUUGCUUCCAUAAUAUUUUGAGAUGAGUGAAAAUGUCCCAGGAAAGGAAUGUGUUAGUUCUGUGACCUAGCCUGGACCCAGCAUGAGAAUGGCAUCAGAUAAGGACAUUGAAAGCUGCCCUGUACUGAGUCAGAGAAAUGGUCCCUUUAACUCGAAGCGCCUCGAGGAUUUCAGGCAGGGCAAAUUUCCCAAAUAGGAGAGACCCCUGCUUGAAAUCUUGGGGAGCUGCUAGGAGUCAGCGUAGGUAAAAGUAAAGGUAAAGGACUCCUGGACGGCUAAGUCCAGUCAAAGGCGACUAUGAGGUGUGGCACUCAUCUUGCUUCAGGCAGAGGGAGCCUGCAUUUGACCACAGACAGCUUUCCGGGUCAUGUGGCCAGCAGGACUAAACUGCUUCUGGAGCAAUGGAAUGCCCUGAUGGAAACCAGAGCUCACAGAAACACCAUUUACCUUCAUGCCGCAGUGGUCCCUAUUUAUCUACUUGCACUGGCGUGCUUUAGAAGUGCUAGGCUGGCAGGAGCUGGGAGAGCAACGGGGAUCUCACCUCGUCGCGCAGAUUCAAACUGCCAACCUUCCAAUCAGCAAGCCCAAGGGGCUCAGUGGUUUAGACCACAGCGCCACCUGCUCCCUAGAUGUUCCACUGGUUCCCUUCUGUAUAAGGCUCCUUAUUUUCCUGUAUCACUGAUGGCAUGUGAUGCCAGUGUUGAUGCUUACAGUAUCUGGGGACUGAGGGUUACGAAUCAUGGGAUGUAUAUCUUCUGAGCCUUUUCCCCUCCUUCCUGCAUGAGUCUCAAGAUCAUGGGUAGGCAAACUAAGGCCUGGGGGCCGGAUCCGGCCCAAUUGCCUUCUAAAUCUGGCCUGCGGAUGGUCCGGGAAUCAGCGUGUUUUUACAUGAGUAGAAUGUGUGCUUUUAUUUAAAAUGCAUCUCUUGUGGGGCAUAGGAAUUCGUUCAUCCCACCCCCCAUAUAGUCCAGCCCCCCACAAGGUCUGAGGGACAGUGGAUCGGCCCCCUGCUGAAAAAGUUUGCUGACCCCUGCUCAAGAUGCUGUGUGUGCCUUAAUUAGUAUCAGAGGGGAAGUGUUUUUUUCUCCCUAAUUUAUCACAUCUCCAUCACUUUUUCAGCCGUGUGCGGGACAGAGGUGUUAAAUGCUUAAAACACAUCACUUAGGACUACUUUGGUUACAGUUUUGUACCUGCGCAAAUAUUUCUGUGUCCGUAAGUUGCCUUGAGCGUGGUUUUAACUAUGGAAAGGCGACAUACAAGUGAACGAUUGUGAUCAUGAUUUUGCUCUGAGCAGGUCUUUUGUUUCAUUAUUACAACUGUUUCUUGUUUUUGUAAUUGCAUUUCUGGUUGCUUUAACCUGCCCUGGUGCAUGGAAAUGUUAGAAAUCACAGUAGUUUAAUCAAAGCAGCUUCUUGAUGUUAUGCUGUGAACCGUCCUGAGAUUUACGGGUAUAGGGCAGUGUACAAAUUUAAUAAAUAAGAAGAAGGGGGGGGAGUAUUAUGGAAGGUUGGGGAUGUGGGUUGCAAGUUGCAUAUAAGUUGCAUAUCCACUGACCCACUAAACCUGACUAAUGAUUGCUGAGCGCUCUUGGGCUAAGGGAUGGCUCAAUAGUUUGUCUCCUGUGUAAUUCCUUGCAGGCCCCCCCUGACUUGUAUAAUAAUGUGAGAAUCCUUAUUGUUAUGUACUGAAGUUCUCACCCUGGGCCAGCAGGGGAAUACUGUAGAUAGUUUUCACUCAGGUCCACAUAUGUAAAAAAGGGAUUGAAAGUGACAUUCAGUGAUUGGAUAGUUACAGAAGGUUGUUACAGUUGCGUUGUACUGGAGCUCUAUAUAAGUAGGCUGGCUGAACCCUUCAAUUCAGUUCUGUUCUGGCCUGUGAAUAAACAAGAGCUGUUUGAAGAAUCGCUGUGUCGUCUGAUAUGUUCACCCACAACUUAACACUUAUCUCCCAGUAAAUUAAAACCAGUUUUUAAAGCAUCUCUGUUUCUUGUACACCGGAGUGAAGUUAGGAGCCCUGCUUCAUCCGAUGAGAAUUCGCCUUUCAUCUUCAUCUGGCUUUUCAAUACCCUGAAAUGUAACAAGAUGCUGUCAGUCAGGGCCUGAACGAGAUGUAUUUGACUAACAGAUGGGGGAAGAGAGAUGAAAGAAGCCCACCACUGAAAUGCCAGAAAACGAAAAGGAGGUGGAGAGAAAAUUUAUUUAUUCGAAUGAUUACUCAUUUGACAGAGGUCUUAAUUUGAAAUGAGAGUAGCUGCACUGGGCUGACCUCACCACUGGCGUUUAAUUAGUCACUGGGUGGCUUUGCUUGCUGAAUGUUUCCUUUUGUGACUGAAGUCCUGCUGGUUUGCAUGCUCUGAUUCGGCAAUAAUAGCCAUUUCCUGAUCCAGAAAAGCAAGCAGAUUCCUUUUUUUCUUGCUUGCUUUUGGUAAACUGCUGUACAGUUUCCUGUGUUGUUCACAGUGCUGUGUGGUUGUGGAAGUUUCCACUGUGGGUGUCUUCUGUCUUUAAAUAAGAUCUCUGAAUCUCCCAGGGGUAGGGGGAGCGAGGCCAGUGCACAUCAAAGUACAUUCAAUUUAAAUGCAAAUAUAGUGGGAAAUUUGCAAAUUUUAAAAAUAACCUAUUGCCUGAUGUUGAAGCUUGGUUGGGAGGGAAAGGUUUGGUAUCAGGAAAGGAGCUCAAGUUUCUAGGCCAGUUUAAACCUGGCAAUGGCCCAGGGCAGAAGUAAUUCUGGACUCUUCUAAACUGGGCCAGCCCUAUCAUUAGGUAGGGGGAAUGUGACUGAUUUUGGGUGUCAUGAAAUGACAGCAAAUUCUUCACAGAAUCACAGAUUUGUAGAGUUGGAAGGGACCACGGGGGUCAUCUGGUCAAACCCACGACUCUGGGAUUAAGAGGCUCACGCUCUACUGAGUUGGUUAUUUAAUUUCAUAUUUAAUAUCACAUUGUAUUUUCACUCCCAGGGACGAGGAGAGGUGCUUGUGGGCCAUUCAGCCUCAGGUGCCAGCAUAACAUGAACACCUUGAUACACCUUUGAUAUUCUGGGGGGAGCACCAUUUGUUCUUCCCUCUUGGGCAGCAAAAUGUCUUUGGUUAUGUUAUGUACUGGGCCAGCAGGGGGAUACUGUAGAUAGUUUUCACUCAGGUCCACAUAUGCAAAUAAGGGAUUGAAAGUGACGUUCAGUGAUUGGAUAGUUACAGAAAAUGGUUACUGUUACUUUCUAGUGGACCUCUAUAUAAGCAGGCUGGCUGAACCCUUCAGUUCAGUUCUGUUCUGGCCUGUGAAUAAACAAGAGCUGUUUGAAGAAUCGCUGUGUCGUCUGAUAUGUUCACCCACAACUUAACAGGUUAGUUCUGCAUCCAAACCAUGGCUUGCUCUAGAGUGAUUCCCCCCCCCCCGCCCCACCUUCCUUGUGUCAAUCACAGCUCCAUAUUGCAUUGCACCAGUCUAAACCAUGCUGAAUUCAAACCGUGGACCCCUUGGUGUGAGGUGGGUCUGCAAGCUAUGGUGAUCCUGCCAUGUUGUUUGUACAAACCAUGGUUUUCAUUAGCAUGCAUGUGAUGCAAAACUGUGAUCGGCACCAGGAAGAGGAACGUUCUCUCCAAAGAGGUGGGGUGAGAAGGGAGCACAUUUUCACAAGACUGGCUCUUGAUUUGUAGAUCAUGGGGGUUGUAUCAAAGUUCUACUCAGAGUAGACCCGUUGAAAUUAAUGGAUCAAAGUUAGCCAUGCCCAUUCUUUCCAACACUCUGAAUAGGACCAGCAUUGUUUGUAGGGAGAUAGUUCUAAGUGGUGGGCUUCCAAACUUGGAUGACCUUAAAUAUAAUCUGGAGAGCUGCCUGAUCAUGUCCAGUGUUGUGUCAUCUCUGAGCCUAAGAAGAUCUGCCUUUUUCCAGUACUUGUUUGGGAAACCUGCCAGGAAAAAAAGCAUGCCCCCAAUUUUUGGUUCCUUGAAAGAACAGAAGGAUGCAGACAUUAAUAAUGAAAUAAAACACAGUAUUGACAACCGUCUUGAGUAGCUCCUUGUAAACAAAUGAGUGUAAUGUUCACAUAUAUCAGUUUAAAAUAUAUAUUUAUAUCCUGCCUUUCCAGCUUGCAGUAAGUUGUGAGCCACUUGAGGCAGCUAACGAGAUUUCAGAUUAAAACAAUCAUACCGUAUAUACAACCGUCAGACCAAUAAACACAACAAAUAAACUUGGUUGUAAGAGGAUGAUUUAAGAGCCAGUUGACCCAUAAACCUGUUGGAAUGAAACAUGUUUUAGUUUGGCAUCUUCAAGCCUUCAGGGAAGGGGGCAAAGAGCCCCGAAGCCUAGCAGCGACACAAAUUCUUCAGAAACCGUGUAAAGAUUGGCAAAAAUUAUGGCUGAACUAGCUGGUACUUAGUAUGCCUAUGGUGUUUUCCUGAGUGCUCAAGGGAUUUCAUCUACAUUAUUUGCACGAUCUUAAUAACAGUUUUGUAAUGUUGGCUGCUUGCAUUAUGCCCACAUUACAGAGAGUGUCUUGCCUCAGGUCAUCCAAGUGAAGCUCAAGGAGGAGCAGGAAUCUCUUCAGGGACUCCCAGCUCCAUUUUCAGAUUGAGUUCAUGCUUGUAACUAUUACGGCUGCAUUGAGUCCCGCUGCAGAGAUAAGGAGAUUCCACAGCCCCAAAUGAGAAAGCCUCCGAAAAUAAUCCUGUUUCUUAAUCCUGUUUACCACAUGGCGGUGCUCCCUGCGGAGAAGCUGCCAGAAGCUAAACACUUGGGGGAAUUUGGGGAUUCAAGAGUGCAUGUGUGUGUAUAUGUUUUAGGGGCGUAUGAAAUUGGUUGCCCAGGAGAACCCAAACACCUGCCUAGCUCCCUAGAAGGUAUGUUAAGAAGAGGGCUGCUGGAUCAGACCAAAUGUCCACCUAGUGUAGCAUCCUCUUCUCAAUCUGGAUACCAUUGCUGAUUUACAAACACCUUGCCAAUUUGGAUCCAGGAUACCUCAAGUACCACCUAAUCCCAUCUAUCCCUGUCCAGUAACUGAGGUCUUCAGGGGAGUCACCGUUAAUGGUCCAUCAAGGUUGGAAUGCAUGGCUUGUAUCACUUAGGACUGUGGGCCCAAUUUUGUGGCUCUCCCUUCUAGCUGAGGUCAGGCAGGCCCUCUCCCUACAGAACCUCCAGCACCAACCAAAGACUUUUUAAAAAUCCCAACAAGCAUUUUAAUUUCAGAUUUUAAUAGUUUUUUUAAAAAAACCCUUUUUGUAUUGUAAACAGCUUAGAGGCCAUUGUAGUUAAGCCGAGACCAGAUAACACCGGUUCUGAAAGACCUACAUUGUCUCUCAGUACGUUUCCAGGCACAAUUCAAAGUGUUGGUGCUGAACUUUAAAGCCCUAAACGACCUCGGCCCAGUAUCCCUGAAGGAGCGUCUCCACCCCCGUUGUCCAGCCCGGACACUGAGGUCCAGCUCCGAGGGCCUUCUGGCGAUUCCCUCCCUGUAAGAAGUGAGGUUACAGGGAACCAGGCAGAGGGCCUUCUUGGUAGUGGCGCCCGCCCUGUGGAACGCCCUCCCAUCAGAUGUCAAGGAAAUAAACAACUAUCUGACUUUUAGAAGACAUCUGAAAGCAUCUGUGAUUAGGGAAGUUUUUAAUAUUUGAUGUUUUGUUUUUAAUAUUUUGUUGGGAGCCGCCCAGAGUGGCUGGGGAAACCCAGCCAGAUAAGCAGGAUAAAAUAACAAGUUGUUGUUGUUGUUGUUGUAAUAAGUUGUUGUUGUUCUUCUUGUUGUUGCUGCUAUUCAGUAUUUAAAUUGCUUAAAUAAAUAAAAACAGUAUGAUUCUGCCCCAAUUGUGAUUCCUUCCCAGACACUGGUAUUCAGAGGCAUAUUGUCUCUUGACAGGGGAGGUAGAACAGUAGACACCAUGACAGGAUGCUCACAAGCAGGGCACCUCAAAAAUAUUAAGAUUAGAUUGAAAUCAGCGACAGCCCCGAGGACUCUGGAGAGGAAGGGGAGGGGGAGGAAGAGUCCAUGGAUCAGAGACCUCCUGCUCAGGACCCCAAGUUGGAGCCAGGCCCCUCUGAUGAAAUUCUGCUCCUAUGGAUGUCUUGCAGCCUCCCCCCUUCCUUGGCUCAGGAUGCAAAAGUCGGGGCAUCCAAUACCAUCGUACCUCGGAAGUCGAACCGAAUCCAUUCCAGAAGUCCGCUUGACUUCCCAAACAUUCAGAAAGCAAGGUGUGGCUUCCGAUUGGCUGCAGGAAGCUCCUGCAGCCAAUCGGAAGCCCCGGAAGCCCCGUCCGACAUUCGGGUUGCAAAGAACGUUCGCCAACUGGAACAGUAAUUUCUGAGUUUGCGGUGUUCGGGAGCCGAAACAUUCGAAUCACAAGGCGUUUGGGAUCCAAGAUACGACUGUAGUGGGAGGAUUUGAGCAAGGCCUUUUACCUGAGGCAGCAGUGGCAUUGUAGUGGUUAGUGUAUUGGGCUAGGACCCAGUUCAAAUUCCUGCUCAUCCAUGAAACUCUGACCUUGGGCAAGAGUUGGAAACUCUUAUGUGAUUAAGCCCAAUGCCUCAAGGAAAAGGUGGGUUCUCCCACAGUUUUUUCUCGUGAACUUUCCAAUCUCUCUGACUGCAAACUCCUGUCUUUCCCCGUGCAGGUGUUGGAGCAUCCUAAAUACCAAGCAUCUCGGAGAAUUGCAGUCUUCCUAAGCAUGUCGGAUGAGGUCCAGACAGAAGAAAUCAUUAAGGACAUUUUCCAGUGUGGCAAAGAGUGCUUCAUUCCGCAUUACAAGCCCCGGAGCAGCCACAUGGACAUGGUGAAGCUAGCUUCCUACGAAGAAAUUGCUUUGCUCCCCUUGACUUCCUGGAACAUCCAUCAGCCGGCUGAAAACGACAUCAGGGAAGAAGCCUUGUCAGCGGCAGGUGAGCUUGGCGAGCGCGGGGCUGUAAUUUGGUGCCAGAAUACAUCCUUGUGAGAGAGAUGAGUAAUGUUAUGACCUAUCAAGGCAUGGACAGUCAUUGACAGAAAAUAUCCAAAGUGGUACAGUGGUUAGACCAGGAGUGGGGACUCUGUCGCCUUCCAGAUGUUGGUCUCCCAAUCCCAUCAGCCUCAGGCAGCAUGGCCAAUAGUCGGGGAUCAUGGGGCUUGUAGUCGAAAACAUCUGGAUGACACCAGUUUCCACAUCUGUGCUCUGCUGCACUGCAAAAACACACACGCAAUACAGUACACACAAACAGAGAGAGCAAUUGUUCUGCAAAAAGACUGGGAAUAUAUCUGCAUGCUAGUCUGUGAAUCAGAUCAGUUCUCUUCAAAUUGAUAAGAUGCAUGGACCAAGUUUGCCUAAAAACAUGGACUGAAUCAAAUCUUCAUCAACAUCAUCACCAUCAUUUAUUUAUACCCCAUCCAUCUGGCUGGGUUUCCCCAGCCACUCUGAGCGGCUCCCAACAGAAUAUUAAAAACACGAUAAAACAUCAGUCGUAAAAACUUCCCUAAACAGGGCUGCCUUCAGAUGUCUUCUAAAAGUCAGAUAGUUGUUUAUUUCCUUGACAUCUGAUAGGAGGACGUUCCACAGGGCAGGCGCCACCACCAAGUAGGCCCUCUGCCUUGUUUCCUGUAACCUCACUUCUUGCAAGGGAGAGAAUCGCCAGAAGGCCCUGAAAGAGUCUCCUUCUGCUGUUUUCUGCAGAUGCAAUAGAGGCGGUGAAGAAGGUCCUCUUUGCCAUCGCUAUCACCACUUGGUAGGUUCGAUGUUGAGCUCUAACCUCUGUCAGGUCCGAUUCAGAAUGAGUUUUCCACCACCGGCGUUGUAGCCGUCUCAGUGAUUGUUUCAUCGCCCUCAGCUCCAGGGAAAACCACGGGGCUGUCCGGGCUCCAUGGAAUCGGAGAGGGCGCUUCGGAGCCAGACAGUCGAUAGCCCUGGUUAACUCCACAAUCCAGCGGGCCACCAGGGAAUCAGCUGAAAGGCCAUCAACAUGGAAUAAAACAUCCCCUACCAUUCUCUGGAAACAUUUGGAUCAGGCUUCCUCAAACGUGGCCCUCCAGAUGUUUUUGGCUUACAACUCCCAUGCUUCUUAGCUAGCAAGACCAGUAGUCAGGGAUGAUGGGAACUGUAGUCUCAAAACAUCUGGAGGGCUGAGUUUGAGGAAGCCUGAUUCGGAUCCAUUGAAUGGUGGGGGCAGACCAUCUGAAUCGGUCCCACCUCCCUGCAGAGGGGAAGGGUCACAGAGAAGUCCUUCAAGUCCCUUUCCACCCCCCUCCAAUUUUUAAAAUUGAAAGUACUUCGUUCUCUUACAGGACUUUAGAAUUGGUACAUAAGCCAAGAGAAGGGGAAGAGUAAUUUCAAUUGUGGGCAGAAGAAAUUCAUUAAUCGCAUACGUCUGCAUGAAGGUAUAAUGAGCGAGCUAUUUUAAUCAUUCUCAGACUGACAUUCUAUGGACAUUAGGUGCAUACCUGCAUUUAAGAAGCCCUGGAAAAAAUCCACCCGUGUAGUAAAUAACGUCUUGACGGCCCCAUUGAAGGAUUUAAAUAAGAUGUGUGCAAAAUGACAGAUAGAUGGAGCGCAUAUGUUGGAAGCGGCGAUGUUAAAUAUAACUACAUAAUGGGAAAAACAGAAAAUGGUCCAAACAAGAUUGUAAAGUGAUUGCCAGGACUAUUAGAUUUUCUUCCCUUCAGGGAGGGUUGAUUAAAAUUUACAGUACAAUAUAUAUCCAAGCGAGAGAUUAAUUUAAAAAGUAUUUUUUUUCUGCCUUUUUUUUUUUUUAUACUGGUCAUAAAAAAGACCAUGGCAUGAGACAAAAUUGAAAAUCAAGGCUUAGCUCUUAAUGUAAUUUAUUUUUUAAUGAAAUGAUUUGAAGUUUGGAAUGAACUUCUGCUCAAAGACAAUGAGCCAUGGCACUUCUGUGUCGGGUGGGUGGGUAUCGGGAGAAGGGAUUUGGGUCUAGCAAGGCAUUAGUAUGCUGGUGAAAGAGCCCCUCUGGGGAAGAAGGGGGAGCAGGAGCAGCUCCUGAUCCUAGUAGUGCUUCUAAACUGCCAGGGAUUCUCAAGGCAGAGAUGAAUCGAACGGUACCGUCCUUUGCAGGCGGAACUCAGUUCCACGGAGUUAAUUUCCUUAUUAAAUUUAUAGCCUUCUCUUCCUCCCAUAGGAGCCCAAGGGCUGGAAGCAUCAGGUGAUAAAAUAAUAAAAAGAUCUCAAAAAUUAAAAUAAAAUCCAGUUCGGAUCCAGACCAGGAAAGAUCCGAACUGAAAAGCCUUGUUGGAAGAGGAAGGUCUUCAGUCAGUGCUGAAAAGACAACUGAGACUGUGCCUAUCUAAAUGUUCAACGAGAGGGAAUUUCGCCACACUAAAGGCCUGAUUCUUACUUUGUGUAGAAUGGAGUUACUGAUACAGUAGGAUCUGCAGAAGAACAUCACUUGCAAAGUGCAACGAUCCAUUGGGUAUGCAAGUGGUGAAAUGAUACCCGCAUUGCUCAGAGCCCUUUUCGUUGUGUUUUUGUGGGUGUGUUUUGCAACAUGUCACUGGGGCAAUAAUAGUGCAUAAGUGGACGAUUUAUACUGGGCUGCCUGCACAUCAUUCCACUUUAUUAGUUGCUCUGCAAUGCAAGGGUCUAAACCACUGAACCUCUUGGGCUUGCCGAUCAGAAGGUUGGUGGUUUGAAUCCCGCGACGGGGUGAGCUCCCGUUGCUCUGUCCCGGCUCCUGCCAACUUAGCAGUUCGAAAGUACACCAGCGCAAGUAGAUAAAUAGGCACCGUUGCGGCAGGAAGGUAAACGGCGUUUCUGUGUGCUUUGUCUUCCAUCAGUGUCCCAUUGCGCCAGAAGUGGUUUAGUCCUGCUGGCCACACAACCUGGAAAGCUGUCUGUGGACAAACGCCGGCUCCCUUGGCCUGAAAGUGAAAUGUGCACCGCAACCCCAUAGUCGCCUUUGACUGGGCUUAACCAUCCAGGGGUCCUUUACCUUAUCUGCCUAACCCCAGUGUUACUUCAUUAUUGGGAUCCUCUGGUACUAUAGUGCAACAAAAGCAAGACAACCCCCCCUCAGGUUACGUACUUAAUUUGUUCCGGAGGUCCGUACUUAACCUGAAACUGUUCUUAACCUGAAGCACCACUUUAGCUAAUGGGGCCUCCUGCUGCUGCCGUGCCACCGGAGCACGAUUUCUGUUCUCAUCCUGAAGCAAAGUUCUUAACCUGAAGCACUAUUUCUGGGUUAGCGGAGUCUGUAACCUCAAGCGUAUGUAACCUGAAGCGUAUGUAACCCGAGAUACCACUAUAAAUAUUACACUGUAUUACACGGUAUAUAUUACUGGAAAUGAAACUGCAUGUUGUAUCCAAAGCUAGCCUUACUAGGAGUAUUUAUUUUUAUCAAUUUGUUGUGCUGACUUUCCCACUCCCCCCCCCCCAAGGCAGCAUGCAUGGUAGUCCCCCUCCUCAUUUAACCCCCACAGCAACCCUGGGAGGAGGGUCAGGCUGAGAGGCAGCGACUGGCCCAAGGUCACCCCGAGAGCUUCAUGGCUUAGUGGGAAUUUGAACUCUGAUCUCCCAGGUCCCAAACCGACAAUCUAACCACACUGGGGCUAGAUCUAUUGGAAGGUGUUUUGGGGUUGUUUUUUAAGAGAACUGUGGGUGGGGGAAUUUGGGUCAGGAAAUUGAAAUCUGUCAAGUCUGUGGGAAAUGGCUGACCCAGAUUAGCUGUGUGCAAAACGGCUCGCUUUCUUUCUGAAACUUGAGCAACGAGGGCUACUAGAGGCCCGAAAACACUUCCUUUAGCCAGCAGGUGUCAGUAUUCUGUAGAUUUAGUAGUGAGAUUGAGUGACACUCCCCCCCCCCCCCGCUCCAUGUAAUUAAAUUCUUGCUCAGACAUUGCAGUCACAUACAGGAGACAGAUCAGGUGUCCCCAGGGAAGUCUGAAGGCAGCUGUGCCAUGUGCAGUCAUUUCUCUUAAAUGUGAGCGUAAGAAAAAUACUUGUGGGGUGGGGGCUGUGACAGAGGCCAGUGAAACCAUGAAUACUUUGGAGACAAUGUUUUGUUUUGUUUUGUUUUGUAUUUAUACCACCUUUCAUCUGAAUAUCACAGGGCAGUCCACAACAUAAAAAUACAACAUGAGAAAGCAAAAUGUAUACUAAAACAAAAACAAAUACCCCCCCCCUUACAAACACGUUUAAAAUGAUUCUCUGUUAAUCAGCCAGAUAGGGGUAAAUAGGAAUGUUUUCACCUGAUGCCUAAAGAUAUGUAAUGAAGGUGCCAGGCGAGCCUCCGUGAGGAGAGCAUUCCACAAACAGGGAGCCACCACAGAAAAGGCCUGUUCUCGUGUUGCCACCCUACAGACAUCUUGUGGAGGAGGCACAUGAAAAAGGGCCUCAGAUGCUGAUUGCAGGGUCUGGAUUGGUUCAGAGGCGGUCCUUGAGAUAUCUGGAGACAGUGAAUGUUCUGCUGGGAUUUUCUUCCCCCUCUCAGAACGCUAGAAUUCUGAGCCACUCGGCAAAAUUGAUUGGAUGUGGACAGAGCAACAAGUUUUAUUUUACCUGGUAUAAGAAGGUUAGUUUAUACAAUGACACAUUCUAACUAGGCAAAAGCACUCAAGGAGGGUACAAAGCAGAGCUGGGAAAGGGUGUUGCAAGUGUGUGUGUGUAGGUUUGAGAGUCCAAAGGGCCAGCUGUUGUUGUUUAGUCAUUUAGUCAUGUCUGAUUCUUCGUGACCCCAUGAACCAGAGCACACCAGGCACUCCUGUCUUCCACUGCCUCCCGCAGUUUAGUCAAACUCAUGUUAGUAGCUUCGAGAACACUGUCCAGCCAUCUCGUCCUCUGUCGCCCCCUUCUCCUUGUGCCCUCCAUCUUUCCCAACAUCAGGGUCUUUUCCAGGGAGUCUUAUGUUCUCAUGAGGUGGCCAAAGUAUUGGAGCCUCAGCUUCAGGAUCUGUCCUUCCAGUGAGCCCUCAGAACUGAUUUCCUUCAGAAUGGAUAGAUUUGAUCUUCUUGCCAUCCAUGGGACUCUCAAGAGUCUCCUCCAGCACCAGGGCCAGCUAGAGAGGCCAAAUUUGGCCCCUGGGUUUGAGAUUCCCCCGGGUUGGACUAGAUGAUCCUUCCAACUGUUACAAUUUUAUGAUUCUAAGUCCUGGCAUGCGUGUGCGUGCCUUUCCGUCUUCAUUUUGUCCUGGAAUGAGCAUUUCCACGCUGAAAGGAGGAGGAAAGGAUAGCUUUUGUCUUUGGCGGUCUGUAUGUUUUGCAGGUAAUUCGCUUGCGAGUUUAUUGUCAGGCAGGUUGCUAAAUUGCCAGCGAGAUGAAAUUGCAGAAAGUAAUACUUGGAGACAGGCGUAUUAUUCUGCUUUGAUUCAACAUGUUCACAGCUUCUCAGCGCUGCUAGGUGCAACUGGUACAGCUGAUUGUAAACUGAUAAGACGUGUGGUUAUUUUAUGCUUGGGGAUUUUUGUUUUUUGUUUAAUCCAUGUGAAUAUAUUUCAAAUCUUUGACUGGUUGUGCUUCACCACCCACACACAGCAGAACUGGCACAACCCAGAAGUUUGAAGAAAAAUCCUUUAUAGUGAGGGGUGGGCUGUAACUCAAAGGAGUGGGAAUGGGACAUCCUGGAAAAGGACGAUGGAGGAAGAGAGACGUGGUAGAAUGUGAGCCAUCUCGUAUGGAUAGGUAAAAUUUUCUGGUUCACACUAAGAAGCUAUUCGUAAAUGCCCUCUGGUUUGGAAGUGAGUUGCCCAUAGAGAUCAUUGGAGACAUCCGAGAUAUUAAUGCAGCUGGGAUUCCGCCACCAGGAUCAUCACCCCCUGCAAAGCAGCCCUGCCAGCACUGAACAUGCUCAGUGGGGAUGGCUGGUUGGUGAUAACCCCCCCAAAAAAGCAGAGAGUGAGUGGCAGGGGGAUAUUGGGGUCUGGCUGGAAUAAAAGACCAGAUCAGACCAAACACUCAAUCUAGUUCAGUAUCCUGCUCUCACAAUGGCCAUCCGAAUGCACGUGGGAAGUCCUCAAGCAGCGCAUAAGCACAACGCUCUCCCCGCUUGUGGACGCGGGUGGCGCUGUGGUCUAAACCAUUGAGCCUCUUGGGCUUGCCGAUCAGAAGGUUGGCGGUUCGAAUCCCCAUAACGGAGCGAGCUCCCAUUGCUCUGUCCUAGCUCCUGCCAACCCAGCAGUUCGAAAGCAUGCCAGUUCAAGUAGAUAAAUAGGUACCACUGUGACAGGAAGGUAAACAGUGUUUCUGUGUGCUCUGGUUUCUGUCACGGUGUUCAGUUGCGCCAGAAGUGGUUUAGUCCUGCUGGCCAUAUGACCCAGAAAGCUGUCUGUGGACAAAUGCCGGCUCCCUAGGCCUGAAUGUGAGAUGAGCGCCGCAACCUCAUAGUCAUCUUUGGCUGGACGUAACCGCCCAGGGGUCCCUUUACAUUUUUUUACCUUUUUCUACCCACUACCGCUAGAUCCCAAUCUGCUUUCUGCCUUUCCAAUUAUUUUGAAGCUAGCUGCCCUGUAAGGCUGGGCAAUAUCUGAUUUUCAUCAUCGCAAUAUAUCCCCAUCUGAACAUCGCAAUAUACCAAUUCAUCACAAUGUCUGAAAUAAGGAGGGGGCUGUGAAGAGGAAUUGGCUGGCUUCACGGUUUCCCUCACAUUUUGCAUAGCACACAACACACACACACACGAUUCGUAAUCUAUUCACAGGUCAAAAAAUAUGAAACCAAUAUACCAUGAUACGGACUUGAAACUGGUUUUGGAUGAUAUAUCAAUAUAUCAUCUAGCCCUACUGACCUGUUGCCUCUUAAUCAUCUCGUCUGCAGGUUAAACAUACACAACUUUUCUCAAAAGUAGGGAUGGAAUUUAGCUCAGUUCUCACUUAAAGCCAAAUUUAUCACAACCACACUUUCUGAAACAAUGUGGAAACUGAAGCAUGGCCAUCCUUUGAAAUCUGCACUUACCUGAAAUUUGCUAUGCAGUUGUCCAACUAAACAGCGUUUUAAAAAAGUAUUAUGCAUAUAUUUUAUAUAUUGGUGAAAACGGCAUGCAAAAAAUGCAUUCUGUGAGGAGAAAUUGCUUGUAAAAACAUGUCCGUUGGUGAAAAGUGCAUACAAAAAUUAAUAUAAAUUCAUUCCAAAAUGCAUCGUCACUCCCCCCCAACACAUUCAUCCUUUAUCCUUUGCCUUAAAGUGGACAUUGUUGCAAGUGAAGCUUUGGGGGAACAGAAAUAGAGGAAGGAAGGAGAGAGAGAGAGAGAGAGAGAGAGAGAGAGAGAAUUGAACAAGAGCUAUCAAAUCCCAACAGACCUGAAAGGAGUGGAAGCUGCAGGAAGAAUAGUUGUUAGCAUAUGCCUCUGCUUUGCUUCUGUUAGGUGAUGAAUUAUCAGUAUUCCUUUGCCUUAAACCUUUAUGACUUGUAUCCAUCCAAGGGAGAAUCAUGCUUUUUUGUUCAGGAGGGCAAAUGUGGGUCAGGAAGGUAAAUUCUUCAUGCUGACACAUAUCUCUGACACAGAGGAAGAGAGGGAUAGGGCUCUGUUACCUGGAACCUACUUGCGCAUUCUGCUGACUACCCUCAUUUUCUAGGAAGACCGCUUACAGAUUGUAAUGAUCUCAGGCAGGCAAGCAAGCUCUGAAAAGAAUUAACGAGUCUCUGGCAGUUUUAUGGUAUGUUUGUUUACAAUUCACUCCCAGAGAAUGUGCCUGCCGUUCUUAGCUACGAGUUGGUCACUCUGAGUCUCCGCCCCUUUCGCAGCAUGAAAGGCGCCAAAGUCCAGUCCUUCCGCUCUUGUACUUCCGUUGCAUUUUGACCCUUUCAGCUCUUCUGGUUCAGGGAGAAGGGGGGUGGACUCCCCUUCCUCUCUCAAACGAAGAGCCCUCUAAACUCUGCCUCCCUCCUGGUUGCAUAGCAACCCUCUCAAUGCCAUCUAUCUCCUCCUCCUCCUCUGCCUGUGAGCUUUCCGAGUCUGCUGCUUUAUCUGAGUCUGGGAACUCUCAUUGAAGGAGGCCCAAACUAACCCACUCCUGCUCUGUCUGCAUUCCCUUGUCUCCAGAAUCAGCCUCUUCCCAGGCGUUUGAUUCAGCCAUGUCUCUGACACAGAUACACUCCAGAGGGAGAGUUCUUGAGUGUUUCUGCUGGACCGAUCACCUAUGUGGAGGUCACCUAUGGGAGGAACUGUAGCUUAUUGGUGUUGCACCUGAACUGCAAGUAGAAGGAGAUAGUUGAGUGGUACGGCAUUUGCCUUGCAUGCAUGAGGGCACAGCUGAGUGCCAGAGCACCUGCUUUGCAUGUCGAAGGUUGAAGGUAAGUUGUAGAGUUUUGCAUGCAGAAGGUCCCAUAUUCAAUCCCCAACAUCUCCUGCUAAAAGCUGAUGGGGAAGGAAAGUAUUCCCGAGCCUUUGGAGUGUCAGGGAGAGAUGACCAGAGAUGGAGAACUUGUGGUCCUCUCCAGGCUUGCUGGACUCCCAAUUCCUGAUGGUUGACUAUGCUUCCUGGGACUGAUGGAGUCCAACAUCUGGAGAUGUUCUCCAGCCCCGGAACAGAGAAUACUGAUCGGGUCUAAGGGCAGCUUCCUAAAAGUCUGUUUGGAAAAAUUAAAGUACAAAAAACAUGUCUAACAUGGAAUAUAUAUAUAUAUAUAUAUAUAUAUAUAUAUAUAUAUAAUGAUUAGCUAUAUCUGUCCCCAGCAAACGGGCUUGCUUUGCCAAUCCAAUACUGUUGCUUUGCAAUAGAAAGACAAAAGAAUAAAUCCACUUUAUUUUUGAGAUAGUAUGGCAGAGAAAUUUAACUUGCUUUUUGUUAUACUAGAUGGGGCAAGUUCUUGGCAAAGAUGGCACCUCAGUGUAUCAAUGUCUGCCAUUCCAUUGGGUGGCUGUUUCAAACUUAAUAUGCCAUCUCUAAAGCAGAGCUGGAGCAAUAGUCUAUAUUUGAUUUUGAGUGUUUGACAAUUUCUGGUCUAUAUGCAGGAAGCAAAUUUAGGUAGAAAAUGUGCUGCUCAUUUGCAAACUCUGAGGAUUUAUUUUCUUAGAGGGCCUUCCCCCCCCACCCCAACCUCCGAAGUAUUGUUUCAAUAUUUAUUCAGAACGCUAUUUAUUUAAGGCUACAUUUGCACAUUUAUUCAAUCAUGAAUUCCUGCAACUUCUCGUUUGCCCUGCUAACUGUAUGUUUGCCUUUGACACCUUGCUGCCGUAUUUCAAGCACAAACCAUUGCAUUCAGCGGAUCUUACUUCUGAGUAGACAGGCAGAGGGUUGCACUGGCUGGUUAGAGUGUUUUAAAAACAUCUUAGUCAAGAAUUCUGGACGCUAUAGUGUUUUAUAUUUUGCUGAGAACUAUAGCUUUGCCAACAAAGGUCCGUAUAGUAAAAGCUAUGGUUUUCCCAGUAGUGAUGUAUGGAAGUGAGAGCUGGACCAUAAAGAAGGCUGAUCGCCGAAGAAUUGAUGCUUUUGAAUUAUGGUGCUGGAGGAGACUCUUGAGAGUCCCAUGGACUGCAAGAAGAUCAAACCUAUCCAUUCUUAAGGAAAUCAGCCCUGAGUGCUCACUGGAAGGACAGAUUGUGAAGCUGAGGCGCCAAUACUGUGGCCACCUCAUGAGAAGAGAAGACUCCCUGGAAAAGACCCUGAUGCUGGGAAAGAUGGAGGGAACAAGGAGAAGGGAAUGACAGAGGAUGAGAUGGUUGGAUAGUGUUCUGGAAGCUACCAGCAUGAAUUUGACCAAACUGCGGGAGGCAGUGGAAGACAGGAGGGCCUGGCGUGCUCUGGUCCAUGGGGUCACGAAGAGUCGGACACAACUAAAUGACUAAACAACAACAACAAAUAGCUUUGUGAGGGAAAAGCUAUCAUUCCCAUAAUUCUUUGGGGGAAAGGAUGUGCUUUAAAUGUAAAAAGGUACAGAUGGUAAUAAGUCACAUCCAUUGCUCCAACUAUUUGUUGCCUCUACCCCGUCUGCCAAUGGCAUAUGGUCCCUGGAAGAUUACCUAUGAGGGAACAUGGCCGUGCAGUCUGAAGUGUUCCCACACUUUGGACUCACAAGAUCAGCACCAGACAUAUUGAAAUAUUUAGACCUUUCAAGGAUAUUGCAGAUCUGGGCUCUGUUAUUACUUGAAAAAUAAUACAUUUACGUUUAUUUUAUUUCUGCAUUUUCUGUUCAGAUAAGCACAAGAAGCUUUGGCAGGAGCUGUGAGGAGGCCCCGGCAGUAACUACAUAUCCAACACCCAUCCAACCGCCACUGAUACCAAUAUACGAAUAAAUUGCAUCUCCCAGUCAGAAGCCUCAAAUAAUUAAGUGAGAGGAAACAAUUUACUCCAGACUGGAGACAUUAAACAAAAAGAUUGGGGAGGGAAGAGCAGAGCAGAGACGGGGAAGCUAGUGCUAGAUUUCUGUUGCAAAUAUAACAGGAAGAUACCACAUCAGUCCAUAUUGACAGUAAAAAAUAACCUGUCAACUCCAAUUUAAACAUAUAUUAAUGUCAGCAGACCAUAUGCCCUGAUAGAUACUAACAUAGAUAAAUACUAACAGCUUCAUACCUGGCGUUGCUUGGGAAUUCUAAACCCCCCCCCAAAAAAAUGUGUAGUUAUGAAAGGUUCAGUCCAUCGUGUUAAUCCAAUUGUCUCCAGAAGAGAUGAAAUCCUUCCACUUGAUCUCAGGAACUAUUAUAGUGGUACCUCGGGUUACAUAUGCUUCAGGUUACAGAUGCUUCAGGUUACAGACUCCGCUAACUCAGAAAUAGUACCUUGGGUUAAGAACUUUGCUUCAGGAUGAGAACAGGAAUCGUGCUCUGGCGGCGCAGCGGCAGCAGGAGGCCCCAUUAGCUAAAGUGGUGCUUCAGGUUAAGAAUAGUUUCAGGUUAAGAACGGACCUCCGGAACGAAUUAAGUACUUAACCUGAGGUACCACUGUAUACAGAAUUGGGUUACGAUUCCUUCAAAGGUGUCCAGACGCAUAGGAAACAAAGAAUUUUCAAAAAUAUAUACUAGGUCAUUGCCAUACGUCCAGAUUUUCCCAGACAUAUAUAUGGAAUACUGCCGUCGGCAGCAGUGCCCUGUUGGAAAUCUUACAAAUGUCUGGGGGAAAUCUGGACAUUUGGCAGUGCCGUUUUUGCCGUAUUUCCAUAUAAAAGCUCAGAAAUGGCAUUUUUAAAUGCGAUUUUGUCCCAAAAGCUCAACAACUGUCCGGAUUUGUAACUGUUUGAAAUAAAGGUAAAGGACCCCUGGACGGUUAAGUCCAGUCAAAGGUGACUAUGGGAUUGUGGUCGCUCAUCUCACUUUCAGGUCAAGGGAGCUGUCGUUUGUCCACAGACAGCUUUCUGGGUCAUGUGGCCAGCAGGACUAAAUUGCUUCUGGCGCAGCGGAACACUAACAGAAGCCAGAGCACACGGAAAUGCUGUUUACAUUUCCGCCACAGCAGUACCUAUUUAUCUACUAGCAUGCUUUCGAACUGCUAGGUUGGCAGGAGCUGGGACAUAGCAACGGGAGCUCACCUCGUCACGGGGAUUUGAACCACCGACCUUCCAAUCAGCAAGCCCGAGGGCUCAGUGGUUUAGACCACAGCACCACCCACGUCCCUAAUUAGGCAACCUUAAUAUAUACUGAAGGGACGUGGGUGGUGCUGUGGGUUAAACCACAGAGCCUAGGACUUGCCGAUCAGAAGGUCGGUGGUUCGAAUCCCCGCGACGGGGUGAGCUCCCGUUGCUUGGUCCCUGCUCCUGCCCACCUAGCAGUUUGAAAGCAUGUCAGAGUGCAAGUAGAUAAAUAGGUACUGCUCCGACGGGAAGGUAAACGGCGUUUCCAUACACUGCUCUGGCCUGCCAAAAGCGGCUUAGUCAUGCUGGCCACAUGACCCAGAAGCUGUACACCGGCUCCCUCGGCCAAUAAAGCGAGAUGAGCGCCGCAACCCCAGAGUCGGUCACGACUGGACCUAAUGGUCAGGGGUCCCUUUACCUUUACCUAAUAUAUACUAGAUACAUUCAAAUGUAGAAAGGACAGUAAUAUGUUCAGAUUAUUUACCCUUCCAACUUUGAAACAGCUUCCACAUUUGCUCUGCAUCUGUUAGUCUCCACAUCGCAGGAAUAUAAUUUAGAAGCGUAUGAGCACCCACAAAUGUCAAGGAUUGUUUCCAAAGCAAAGUUAAUAUGAACAAUAAUAUUUCACCCAAAAGAGGACGCUAUACAACAGGCCCACAUCAAUGAGGUUUUAUCAGUAUCAUAUCAUUGGCAUCUGAAUGAGCAAAAACACACACAUACAGCCAAGAGUUUCAUGGCACCUUAAAGACAAACAAGAUUUAUUGUGGUGUGAGCCUAUGUGGACAAAAGCCCACUUUGUCAGAUGUUUGAAGUGUUAUCAGCAAGAGGAUAGAAUUAAUUAACAAGACGUAUAUACCGCUUAAUUAAGAAAUAGCAAUUCGUUUAAAGCAUAUCAAAGAAAACUAAGUGAGCCUAAAGCUUACUAACAGGCCAUGAAUAUCCCAGGGUAUCUCUUAACCAAAUGACAGGAAUAGCCAGCAACUCCCUUCCCACUUUUCUACUUGUACACAGCAGGUUCAGCAAGAGCGUACACCGACCAUCAGAAACAGGCUCUCUUCUUUUCGUAAUGAAAUACAGUGCUUUUGCUCCUACAUCCAUCCCCCCAGCGAAUAAAAGUUCCUGAAGUUUCUCUCCUCUGCAAAAACUAACAAGUAAGAUGAUGAGGUUCGUUCCAAAGGGUUGCACAGCCACCGCAGGCUCAUUUGUUUCAAAUGUCCCCUUGGCGAUUCCCACUCCAUAUCGGAACAAAAAUAGCAGAUCGGCACAAUGGUUGCCUUUAAGCUUGGCAGCGGUUCAGGACGGCAGCCGGUUCCCUUCUUCUCCCUGGCAGAGGCAUGAAUCAACGUCUGAAAGCCCGAUGGCCAGCAAAACCUCAGCCCCUGAGUGCAAACAUGCAAUUCAAGCCAAGAAAACACCCAGACUUCACUCUUCCUUUUCCCUGCUAUUGUUUCCCUCUUUGCGCAGAAUUCCCUCCAGCCCCCGAAAUGCUAUUUUGCACCAAGAAAGCAACAGUUGUGUUGGGGGUGGGAGACGGGACAGACACACACAAGCAAAUGGUGGUGUUGGGAAGAUGGACACCACAGUGUUACUGAGAGCCAGUGUGGUGUAGUGGUAAAGAGCGGUGGACUCGUAAUCUGGUGAACCGGGUUCACUUCCCCGCUCCUCCACAUGCACAUCCUUAAGGGGAGUGAAAGGCGGGAUAUCAAGUCCAAACUCCUCCUCCUCCUCUUCAACUACUACUGAAUAGCUAAGUCAGUAGAGCUUGAAACUCUUAAGGAGAAGAGUUUGGAUUUGAUAUCACGCAUUAUCACUACCCGAAGGAGUCUCAAAGUGACUAACAUUCUCCUUUCCCUUCCUCCCCCACAACAAAAACUCUGUGAGGUGAGUGGGGCUGAGAGACUUCAGAGAAGUGUGACUAGCCCAAGGUCACCCAGCAGCUGCAUGUGGAGGAGUGGAGAUGCGAACUCGGUUCACCAGAUUACGAGACUACCGCUCUUAACCACACUGGCUCUUAAUCUGAGAGUUGUGGGUUUGAGUCUUGCCUUGGGUAAAAGCAGUGCUUUUUUCCUGGGGGUACGCAGGGGUACGCAUACCCCCUAAACAUUUUGUGAUUUUUUUUGUGCUUCUGUCCAUUUACUGUAUUUACUUUUCCCGAUUUGAACUAUAAAAUGGUGAUUUUCUUGAGUCAAAAUGAGAGUACCCCUAAACAUCAUUUUUAAAGAAAAAAAGCACAGGGUAAAAGGUCGCAGGGGGUUGUACUAUGUAGAUGAUCUGGUGGUUCCUUCCAGGUCUACAAUCUUAUGAUUCUAUGAUACAGAGCACGAUAAAAACCGUAAAAACAAGAACCCCAUUCAUAGCCUCCAAAUCACAAUCCAUUCAAUAUACAGUCGUACCUUGGUUCUUGAAUGCCUUGGUACUCAGACGUUUUGGUUCCCCAACUCUGAAAACCCAGAAGUAAGUGUUCCGGUUUUUGAACGUUUUCUGGAAGCCAAAUGUCCGAUGCGGCUUCCGAUUGAGUGCAGGAAGCUCCUGCAGCCAAUCGGAAGCUGUGCCUUGGUUUUCGAAACGUUUCUGGAGUCAAAUGGACUCCUGGAACGGAUUAAGUUCGAGAACCAAGGUACGACUGUAUUGCAGGGAGGACACCCAAAUCAGUUCUUCAGUUUUCUAAGGCAAGGGUAAAUUUAAGAGUAUUGGUCCUCAUCCAGUAUGCUGUCGUCCUGUGAGCCCAUGAUGACACUGACAGGCAUAUAUUCUGGGUUGGAGAAGUGUCCCAGCCAGGGCCCCAAUCUAUAAUGAAUCCUAUUUUUCUUUUAUCCCUUAUGCUGCAGUCCAAAUUAACCAGCCUAUAGUUAAAAUGCUGCAGUGUUGUAGAGCUACCAGAUGUUUCCUUUCUUCUAUUAAAAAGAAAGUCGGGGUAGAAUCUUGAUUAUUAUUAACUGCACAAGCCGAGUUUUCAUCUUAUUGAUUGCAUAAUAGAUCAACUGCAAAAAUAAUUAUACCUGUGAAAAGCUUGAGCAGGAGGGGAAAGGCGCCCGCAGCGAAGCAAUCCUAGUUUGUAAUUUUUAAAAAAGAAAGCGAGUCAGGGAUAUGAGCCUGCUUGGACGAAUUAAAACCAAAUAGUGGAAGAAACAAUCAUAAAAGUGCCCUGGCCCAGCAGCACACACUAAUAUCAAGAGAGAAAAGCGGAAUUAAAGAGAAGUACCAGGAACGUGGAAAUUAUCCUUAAGAGAUUGCUUAGUUGUUUCUACAUCCAUAUUGUUUACCAAUCACUUGUAACCUUUAUGUGAUUGAAAUGUGAAUUAUAGUGCAUAUAUCUAGGAUUUCAAACCAGUUAAAGAAAUCCUAGCUAAGCGUAAGUGUUGUUAAUGAUUCAAAUGAAUCAGCAUGAUUGAGAAUGAUAGCACUGUGUGUGUGUUUCUAUACUCACACAUACACCUUUGCUGUUUUUAAAUAAUGUCUUCACAGCUGGCAUCAUAGCAGCAGACUUUAUAUACCACAUCAGACCACUGGCCCAUCUACCGGUAGUUAACGUAAAGGUACUCCAGUGUGGUACAGUGGUUAAGAGUGGUAGUCUCGUAAUCUGGGGAACCGAGUUCGCUUCCCCGCUCCUCCACCUGCAGCUGCUGGGUGACCUUGGGCUAGUCACACUUCCCUGAAGUCUCUCAGCCUCACUCACCUCACAGGGUGUUUGUUGUGGGGAGGAAGGGAAAGGAGAAUGUUAGCCGCUUUGAGACUCCUUCGGGUAGUGAUAAAGUGGGUUAUCAAAUCCAAACUCUUCUUCUUCUUCCAAUGGUCUGACUCUGUACAAGUGAGCUUUCCGUGCUUCUGUUCCGCUCUCUGAAUUUCAUGGUGCAGUUUACUUUAAAAAGGGUUAUUUUAGAGGAAGAAUGUGUACAAAAUGCCUACAGUGAUCCUUUUAAACCAGGCCUUUGGUUGAUUUGAUUGACAUCCUAUGCCCUUUUAAAAUGUGGUGGUGUUUGGUGUGUUUUUUUGAAGUUUUUUUUAAUUGGGUUGUUGUUUUUAUUUUGAAUACCGUAUUUUUCGCUCUAUAAGACGCACCAGACCACAAGACGCACCUAGUUUUUGGAGGAGGAAAACAAGAAAAAAAAUAUUCUGAAUCUCAGAAGCCAGAACAGCAAGUGGGAUCGCUGUGCAGUGAAAGCAGCAAUCCCUCUUGCUGUUCUGGCUUCUGGGAUAGCUGCGCAGCCUGCAUUCGCUCCAUAAGCUGCACACACAUUUCCCCUUACUGUUUAGGAGGGAAAAAGUGAGUCUUAUAGAGCAAAAAAUACAGUAUAUAUUUUGAUUUGGUUCUGUGAACUGCCCUGAGACCUCUGGGUAAAGGGCAGUAUAUAAAUUCAAUUAUUAUUAAUAAUAAUACAGUGGUAUCUCAGUUUACAAACUUAAUCUGUUCCGGAAGUCUGUUCUUAAACCAAAACUGUUCUUAAACCGAGGCAUGCUUUCCCUAAUGAGGCCUCCUGCCACUGGUGCCCUUCCACCGUUUGGAUUCCAUUCUCAGACCAAAGUAAAGUUCUCAAACCAAGACACUAUUUCCGGUUUUGUGGAGUUUGUAAACCAAAUCAUUCUUAAACUGGACUGUUCUUAAACUGAGGCACCACUGUAGUAAUAAUAAUAAUAAUAAUACAGUUAUACCUUGGUUUUCAAACAGAAUGCAUUCUGGAAGUCUGUUCAACUUCCGAAGUGUUCGGAAACCAAGCCAUGGCUUCUGACUGGCUGCAGGAGCGUCCUGCAGCCAAUUGGAAGCUGCGCCGGACAUUCAGCUUCCAAGGCAAAGUCAGUCCACAAACCGGAACACCUACUUCUGGGUUUACGCCAUUCGAGUUCUGAGUUCAUGAACUAAGCUGUUCUAAAACCAAGGUAUGACUGUACAGUGGUACCUCUGGUUACAUACGCUUCAGGUUACAGACUCCGCUAACCCAGAAAUAGUACCUCGGGUUUAGAACUUUGCUUCAGGAUGAGAACAGAAAUCGUGCAGUGGCAGUGCAGCGGCAGCAGGAGGCCCCAUUAGCUACAGUGGUGCUUCAGGUGAAGAACAGUUUCAGGUUAAGGACAGACCUCCAGAACGAAUUAAGUUCUUAACCCGAGGUACCAUUGUAAUAAUAAUAAUAAUUGAUGCAAUUUUUAUGCAUUAAAAAAAAAAAUCCACAACAAAAAAAUCUGUAUGGAAUAGACCUGUGAGUGAACACAUACAUAAUUGACACAGAUCAGAAGAACCCAUCAGUCCCUAACAUGAGAGCAGAGCUAGCUUGCUGCCCUCAGCUGUGCUUGAGGACACUGUCCCAUCACCAGUAUUGGGAGUAAACUUCUACUGCCCCUCAAGUUGGUUUCUGUACAUGGGAGGGGGUGGUACAAUUUCGGUUUCUCUCAAACUUUUCAUUUCCCCCACUCUUAAGUCAUAGCUGCUUUUAGAUUUCCCCAUUCUAGUGAAUGGGGAACCAGAGAGCUUUUUUUUUACACAGCGUGCCUCAGGAGCAGAACUGCAGAUCGAAGCAGAGAGCCCACAAAACAACUCAGAAACAGAUGAGAAUUUAAAACAACAUAGCUAUAAGGCAAAUCUUGAGGUCUGUGCACGCGUCAAUAUAUGCCACCCUUCCUGAAUAAAUAAAAAGGAAAUGAGUUGGUGAAGUCAGUACUGUUUCACUCAAAAUGUAUGUUUUUAUGUUCUCUCUUCAACAGAGGGUCUGGAUCUCAUCCUCGUGCCAGGACUUGGUUUUGACCAAACCGGCAACAGACUGGGAAGAGGAAAGGGGUACUAUGAUACAUACCUGAACAGGUGCAGACAGCAUCCCAAAGGAAAACCUUACACAAUCGCCUUGGCUUUUAAAGAACAAGUAUGUGACGUGGUCCCUGCGUCUGAAAAUGAUGUGAAAGUUGAUGAAGUCCUGUUUGAAGACAACUGACCUGGAACCAGUUUUUAUGAAUUCCUAAACAGCUGUAGAGCUGGUCCACAACUGCACAUUCACCGCUGGCUGCAUUAACAUGUCUGAAAGGCUCGCUCCAGAUUACAGAUCAGGUGAAAGGCUCAUCUAGUCUAGCAUCCUGGUCUUGCGUGGCGAGUUCCCGCCUCCCCUUGGUGGAAAUAACGACACAUGACACAAGUAUUUAGGUUAAUGGGCUAAAAAUGGCCACAGCUUUAUUGGUUACAGGUGAUGAGCGGUAUUGGCUUAGGCAUUGGUCCUACCGACUAUCCGGCUUCAGCCUGUUUGCUUGAAGACCGGGAAGGGUUAACUGCCAGUAGGGGGAGUCCUGCUGAUGCACAUCAACUAGGAACUCCCCCGGGGUCACCGCUUGGGGGCGUGCCUUAGGCCCUCACCUCCAUAGGCUUCGGACAGGGCCACGCCCCCCAGAAUCCUUUACCGGACUACCCUUCGCAAUCCAGGGGAGGUGAUGUCGCUUCCUCCCCCCCUUCAUCUACAUAACAAUACCCCUACCAAUGCCUAACCGCCCAUCCCAGGAAGUUGUGAUGAUUUGCUACGAGGUAGGCGAAAAAGCCAAGUGGCUGGUGCCAAUUUGCCAAGUGGAAAAAUUGCAACCAGGCCCCUUGACAGCGACCAACCAAAGUCCAUAGCAAGGUCUUAUGAAACCUAAAGGGCGGGUGGGUGGGACACCAGAGGAGCUAUGGCGGCAAAAGAGGGAGAUCCUUGGCCGCGUCAAUGCUAAAUAGCGCAAACCACGCCUCCCCCAGGCCAGUUGAUUGGCUGGCUAGGGAGAUGACGCGGCCAAGGAUUCCCUCAAUGGUGUGGAGGCUGGGAGCCAGCCCCCGCGCACGUGGGGAGGGCGUGAAGCCCGCAACCCAACCUCCUCUCGAACUCGGAAGUGGCUUUACAGUGGCCAGCCAGUUACCUACAAUGGACAGGAUCUGAGUGGAAGAGCUCUCUCUCUCCAUGCAAAGCCAGUGGAGUCCACAGAAUGUGCAAUAUAGAUGAUGAUGGUGAUGAUGACAACAACAACAACAACAACAACAACAACAACAAUUAUUUAGUAUUUCUACUCUUCCCAUCUGACUGGGUUUCUCCAGCCACUCUGGGCGGCUUUCAACAGAACAUUAAAAACAGAAUAAAACUUCGAACGUUAAAAACUUCCCUAAACAAGGCUGCUGUCAGGUGUCUCCUAAAAGUCGGAUCACAUUUUUACACAUAACAGAACAUGAUACAUUUGUGUUUUAUAGGAUAUACACCUGUCUCAUAAUCUGACAGUUCAGUGUGAUUAAAAGAUUAUUUGUUUCACCCGAAAGGCUUUGCGCUGAAUUAAGAUUUGUCUCUCACUCGCCUAUAGACAUUUUGGGGGCCGUGCACAUUCUUCUUGUAAACCUUUCAUUCCAAUUUUAACUCAGAAAGAAGUGUUCCACAAAGCGAUUAGAAGUUUGGGGGAGCACAAGUUGUCAGUGGGACUUCUUUAGCCAUUUGUAAGGGAGAUUAAUUUUUGUUGUUCUUUUUCUUACCGUGCUCUUGUGAAACGUUUCCUGUUUACAUUCUUACCGUUUCAGAAGUCUGCCGAGCAACCAUUUAAAAAAUGCUAGUAGAAAAUGUUACGAAGUAACUCAGGAUUUAUUUCUUUGUUUGUUUAUAGGAUUCAUAAUCCGCCUUUUGGGAACAUGCCCCAUAAAGUGAUUAGCACACAGAUGCUAUGGCAGUGAAUGGCAGAAUGCUGCUCUGACUGAGUCAGGAUUAAGUGGGUUGUGAUUGACUUAAGCACAUCCAGGAGUUCUAUAGUGCAGGGCAUUUGGGUUUUAGGACAGUCUCUUUCCUGUGUCAGGGCUGGGUGUUGUGCAGCGUUCCUGAACACGCCAGGAACUAAGAACUGCAACUCGAGACUGACGAGCCCUCAGGAAGAAAGUGCAAUCAGAAUUAGAGGACUAUAGCUAGAAGGCAGAAUCAGAGAACAAACAUGGAGUCGGGACAGAAGAGCAAGAGACAAUUGAAGGCUCAGCUUUUUUCUACCCAGAAUGCUCAAAUGGCCAAUUUGGUGUGGGAUGUAACCCAUUAGAGCAGUCAAAUACAACAUUCCUUGUUUCCCUAGAGUGGACACAGGCAGGGGGAUGUUACUCCACCCAGUUGAACUUCCUGUUAUACCUGGUCUGGAGCAUCUUCUCCCUGUAUGUGACCAGGUAGGUGGGCGUGACCUUGGCAGACCCUACAAAGGGGCCAGUCACGCAGCCAUCUUCCUCUUUUGAUGCCAUUUCUUCUCUUGGACUGCACUGGGAUAAAUGCCUAUAUGGGAUGAAUCCACACCUUCUGUAACUACAAGCUAAAGCAGGCUUCCUCAACCUCAGCCUUCCAGAUGUUUUUGGCCUACAGCUCCCAUGAGCCCUAGCUAGCAGGACCAGUGGUCAGGGAUGAUGGGAAUUGUAGUCUCAAAACAUCUGGAGGGCCGAGGUUGAGGAAGUCUGAGCUAAAGCCUGCCUUCAGGGAUCAUACUGUGAACUGAAUGUAAGUAAACUUCCUGUUACUCUGUAAGGAAAGACUGUUGUGUCUUUACUUCUAUUUAAAGAGGGAACAAAAGGGGACUUACAAGGAAUAAACUCUAAUUUGGGCAUGCCAGAUUGGAAUGCUUAACUAAAGAGAUUCAAAUGAAUCUGCAAACUAGCUUCCUGCUGUGUAAAGGGGAAUGAGCUCUGCUAUAUGACUCGCUAGUGUGAGUGAGGAAGGAUAAUAUUUAAUCAAUAUAUCCUCUCCUACUAUCCACAACAUUCCCACACCUGGGUGGGUGGGUUUUACCAGGUCUGGAAGGGUUCUGACACCUUCUGUUUAGUGAUUCACCACAUGAGGCAGCUGCUUACAGUAUCCGACACUAGGCUGCUAAACUCAUGGGGUGGUAGUCCUCAGUUCCUGACUGUAGGAUUGGCGUUAGUCCAACCCUCCAGCAUCUUUGCUAUUGGUGGCACCCCUAGAUAAGGACAAGAUGGGGUUGACUGGGCAGCAUCGCAGAACACUUUGUCAGCUUUGAAAAUAAAAUAAGACAAUCCCCAUAGAGGCUGCCUUGAGCUCUGUGGAGAGAUACGAGUAUGAAUAGGCUCCUGGGAACAUGGAAAGCUGCCUUAUGCCCAGUGUCAGGCAUGGAGAGUCCUCCCCUCCCUCCAGUAACUUCACAGAUAAGAAUUAACGAGCGGUUGAUAAAUUUAUAGUCCUUUUACUACAGCGCCAUGUUGCAAGC
Molecule: messenger RNA, 29154 nt
Organism: Podarcis lilfordi (Lilford's wall lizard)
Lineage: Eukaryota; Metazoa; Chordata; Lepidosauria; Squamata; Lacertidae
Source: the annotation of a GenBank genome assembly